AUGGCCAUUGCUACUCAUUGGUCUAGGCUAGCAUGUAGGAAUCUGUUGGUCGGAUGCACUUAUCGGUGUGCUUCCUCGAGAGCAGCAACAGCAGCAGCACACAACGGAGACGGUCGAGGGCGUAGGGCGACUCAGAUGGAGGAGGGGGAAGAGGCCGAACUUAAUGAUGAUCUUGAGAAUAUGGAAGAGGUCCGACUGUGGUGCAGAGUAGCAGGUUCUGAGGGGUCACCAGAUGGUGUCGUGAAGAGUGCGGAGGAAAGCCCUUCCACGGGGGUAGGGGAGGCUGAGGAGGACUUCAUCGAGAAUGAUAGGGGUCUCAGAGAAAUGAUGAAGUUGAAUCCGAAAAAGGAAACAUGGCUGGCCUACACGGCCCCUGAGACGAGCAUGUCUAAUACAAGGCGAUGGAGGAGGUUUAUGAAGAACUCGGUGAUAGAGCAGACCCAGUUAGUGGAGGCUGGGAGGUAUGGUUCUCGAUGGCAUGAAGGAAAGGAUUGGCUUGAUAAGGCCAAGAAGGCUGAGCGGAGGCCUCGAAUACGUGUUCGGGUUCUGGAUGUCGAUGGGUUGCCGAUGGAAGAGAUGCACGAGUUUUUCAUGUUUGCGUUGGUCCGUCGAUUCCCGGCCGAGAAGUGUUUGAAGGUUGCUAGCAGGUUGGCAACUUUCAGGGACAAAGCAUCGGCGUCUAGCUACAACAAGCUGAUGAUCGAUAUGGCUGAGCUCUUCGGUUCAAUCUACGGCCCAGAACUUUGUGCUUUAUUCGAUCGAUGCUAUAAUACGAUAUCAGUUCCCUACAUGCUGGACUACAUAAGGAAGUAUGGCCAAUUCUCGAAGGAGUAUAUUGCGAGGGAGGUCACGGAGUCGAUGAACCCCCCUGUAUUCGACUUCGUACGGUAUCAACAUAGAGGAGGGCUGCGGCCUCUCCCACCAGUAGUGAGUAAGCCUUAUGAGCUUAAUACAUAUGCACGUCUAUUACCCCCCUCCAGUGUGAAGCGGUGGAUGUAUCAGCAUCUCCUCCAUCAUGGGCGUAUCAUGCUGCACCGUAAGUCGCCUAAGGCAGCGGACAUGGACCCAGUUUUAAUGGAAAGAGAUGCGGCGGCACGUAGCAGCGAACGCUUGGCACGAUCGAUGAGCAGUCGACCAGCGGAAAUGCUGUUGAACCAGACACGUAGGCGAGCAGAACAUGGGCUGGAGUUGCCGAGGGAGAACGAUACGGAGGAGGACGGCGACGUGGUUAAGUGGAACAUAGCGUCUACGUCAAAGCAGGGCAGCGGGAACGGCAGCGCUGAGGAGGGUGGCCAAGAAUGGUCGAUCGAGUCGGAGGAGGAGCAUCAGGAGGCGGUCGCUAUGGGAGGCAAGCCGAAAGACACUUCAACCCUAAUGCAGUUCACGAGAGUUCAUGAGUUCAAGUCACGUCUAGCUGAGGAUGACAAUUCAGCUUUAGUGCCUGUCGAGGAGCCAGCUGAUGAAGGGAUAAUCCCUCUACCUGAGAUGGACCAAGGGAACUCAUACUCCGAGGAGAGCCGCGAGGAGCGUUUCUGGUUGCGGAAGAUCGUCUCCUUCUUCCGGCAUAAUCGACGAUGCUACCGAUAUAUGCCGAGUAGAGGAUGGACCCAGGUGGUCGACCCUCGGGGUCCGAGGAGUUACGGUUUACCUCGGAAGUAUCGAUCCCACAUAGUGCAAAGGUUGAAGUUGAAGAAGGUUGCUAAGAUACGAACAUGGCAUCGUCUCAAAGCGAGCCUUCGUGGUGUUGCACGAACAAGACUCGGCUAA
This is a messenger RNA of Perkinsus marinus ATCC 50983, 1767 nucleotides long. RefSeq lists its product as hypothetical. NCBI's taxonomy places the organism in Eukaryota, Perkinsozoa, Perkinsida, Perkinsidae. Bases 1 to 1767 code for a protein of 588 amino acids. The record is from RefSeq and is a predicted model, not a curated record. The transcript has 18 exons.